UGCGCAUUAUUCAAGGCGAUCGGUUCGGUUUUGUUGUUAAUUCGGAUUGGUGAAAAUGUUCGGUGGAAAGCUUUUCAUUUUUCUUCUGGGACUUGGUGCAAGUUUAGGUCUUAAUGCAGUAUACGUGAACAACCAUAAGAUCGAUAAGUACGAAGUCGACAAGAUCAAACUGCUGAGUCCAACACAGUCAAGUGGACAUGUGACAAAGAACGAUCUGAUCACAAAGGACAAUUUUACGAAUCCCCUGCAUUACUAUCAAUAUUUAGUGGGCAACGAUCCCGGUGGUUAUGUAGAUUUAUUAUGGGGCAACAAUACGACGCACUUACCAACGAUCUUUCGCGUUACAACGACAACGGAGCCAUCAACUACGAGUACGGUGAACUACGCGGAUGACUUGUCACCUGUUUUGAAUACGUUGAACAACACCACUCCUAUCUACAAGGGAGACUAUCACGUGGAGCAAAUUCAGACAACUACGGCACGCCCAAUGAAACGGUUGAAAAAACCUACCAAGAAACCACCACCAGUAGUCAAGAACCAUACUCAAAUUUCCCCGGAAACUCUGGAGCUGUUACGAAAGUACUUCACCAUGAACUGUACUUUACAAAAACCUUCAACAACUCCAAUGACAAAGACGGAUGUUAGCACGAAAAAGCCUAAGGUGAAGGACAAGAAGAAGGGGACUAAACCGCCGACGUUGGCAACUGCUGCAGCUACCACUUCACCCCGGCCAGCGAAGCCAGUCAAUAAGCAAAUAAAGUCAUCCAAGCACAAGAAACCAAUCGAGCAGAUUGUCUACGUGGAUCCACCGGUGAUCUCCUCCAUCAGCGGAGUUCUGGAGAGUAUGUACAACUACAUGCAGGAUGCUUUCGUCAGUACCGAGUACAUUUCGAUUGAGGACGAUGAUCAGGAGCAGGAAUUACCGAAGCAGAAGUUGGCGAAGAAAGCGAAGAAGAUCAAGCGAAAUUUGGUUGAAGUGAAUGAAAAGGAGUUGGUUACUGCUCCGGUUGGAUUCACGUCCAAGCAAUAUCCGGGACAGGAUGAUUCGAAGCGGGUGACGGUGGGUGGGAUUCCUUUGGGAGUGGGUUCCACUGGACAGUCGAACAAAAAUAAACUAACGACGAACAUUCAUGUCACUAGUGAGUAUACGCCAGCAACUCCAGCAACGGUGCCUUUUCUAUCGCAAGCAGUGAUAGAUGAUAAAGAUGGAAGUAGUGAAGAAAGUGAAUCGGAAGAGGAAAAUUACUAUGCAGGGUUUGCCAAUACAAGCUACGAAGAAGACGACGAGGAUGACGAGGGCAGUCAGGAGGAAGAGGAAAACAGUGAAGAAUACGGUGAAAGUGCGGAAGAGACAGGCAAUCAGGUUGGAGGUUUUGUGAAUGACAAAGAUUACGAUUAUGAAGAUGAAAACAGUGAUAUAGGAAACGCAGAACCUACAAAGGUGAAGAAUCAGAAGCAACCGUCUAGCGUUGAAGAAUACAGUGAUGAAGAGAUGGAUGAUUACGAUAGUGGAGAAGACAAUGGUGGUGGUGGUGGAGGGAAUUUUUUCUCGGGACUUUUUUCGUCUAUAGGAAGGUUCGUACGGUCUUUGGGAUUUGGUCCUCGAACUACGGUGGAGUACGACGAUUACGAUGAAUCGCGCGGUACAACCCCAAGGAUCGUUGAGCUGAAUAAACGGCCAACACGUAGUACCUCCGAUCAGGACGCGCAGACUCAAAUCGAGCGAAUUAACGAUGCUACUGAGAAGCAGCAACCUUGGUAUCACUAUCCACCGUAUUUGUACAACGAAAUUGAAGAACCGGAGGUUCAGCUUCCUGCAUUCGAUACCAAUACGGUAACUGAAGAUAACUCUUACACUGAUUGGUUCCAGUUCAUGAUGCCUUGGGAUUUCUUCAACCCAUGGAAUCCGUGGGACAAUGGACCUACUACUGAAAGUUCUGUUGAACCCCUUGAGAUAACCGUGGCACCAACGACCACAACGACCACCGAAUCGAGCAUCGGUUGGCUCCCGAAUCUCUUCGGAGGGGAAGCACCCACUCAUGCAGCCGCUUUGAAGCCAACUUCUCCCAGACCUUUGAUACCAUUCCUUCCGGCAUCGGAUCCUCUUCAAAAACCAGAAGCAUGGCUAGGUGUUCUCGCUCAACACGUGUUUACCACAACUAGGAAACCAAAAACCACCACCCAAGUUCCAUCGACAACUCACCUAACGAAGCCCACCAAGGUACACUACAGUGGCUAUCAGCUGUGGCGUGUCUAUCCAAGAAGCACUGAGCACCUUCGAUCGCUGGAGGACUAUCGACAAUCUCCGGAGGGUGUGAAGCUUCAAUGGUGGAAAGGACCAGCCCUCCGGGGAGCUAACGAUAUUCUUGUACCCCCGCAUAUGCUGGAAACUAUGGCCGAAUACCUGCAGGACGAAGACAUAACGAAGGAAGUCGUGAUUCGGAACCUGGGGCAAGCAAUUCUGUACGAGAACCCCAAGAUGACCCGACGCGAGCAGAUUGAGAUGGAGGUGCUGAACGGACACCCGCUGACGUGGUAUCGCUACCAUCGGUAUGGCGAUGUAGUGAAGUUUAUGAACUAUUUAGCGCGGCGAUUCCCGAAGAAUGUGGAAUUGAUUCACAUUGGUAGAAGUUUCGAGGGACGGCCGUUGACUGUGGUGAAAGUGCGGUACGAAGGGAAGCGAUCACUUGGGGGUAAAGUGAGCAACUCAAAGUAUAUGAAAGGGAAAAAGGCGAAUGCUGUGAAGCGGAAAGGUCAGCGCACUGCCGUUUUCAUCGAAGCAGGAGCCCAUGGACGGGAGUGGAUCGGACCAAGCGUUGCCACUUGGAUAUUGGAUUCGCUAGUGAAAGCGAUCAGCAGUAAUGAUACGGAGAUGGAAAACAUCAAAGCAAUGGAUUGGUACAUCCUGCCGGUUCUGAAUCCAGAUGGCUACGAAUAUAGCCACGAGUAUGACCGAAUGUGGCGUAAAUCACGAUCCAUUCACCGGGAUACUCAAAGUUCCGGAAUUCUAUCUACUGCUCUCAACUGGCUCCAGUCGCAGAGUUCCCUCUCCGUUGACUCGGAUAAAAGUUGCUUCGGAGCAGACCUGAAUCGUAACUGGGAUCACCGUUGGAAUCAGGAGGGUGCAUCGAAAUCUGCCUGUAGUGAGUACUACUCCGGGUACAAACCACUUUCCGAACCGGAAACCAAGGCACUCAGCAAAUUCUUGACAAACGAUCGUCGAAACAUCCAAAUCUAUCUGUCCUUGCACUCGUAUGGUCAGACGAUCAGCUAUCCGGAUCAGAAGCGAUCGAAGGGUUCGGAACAAUCCGGGGACGUGCACGAGAUGGCUGCCGUUGCUGUCGAAGCGUUGCGAGGUUCGGGAAGUCACGUUUCCUACCGGGUUGACAGCGAAGGUGAGAUGAGUUAUCCGAGUUCAGGUACGUCGGUGGAGUUCGCUCGGUAUGAAGCCGGAAUCAAGUACAGCUAUUCGGUAGAUUUGCCGGAUACGGGAACGCAUGGUUACCUUCUGCCACCGUCAGGUAUUGAGAACACCGCUAGGGACACGUUCGAGUUGAUCAAAGGGAUGGUUGAUUAUAUUUAG
This is a messenger RNA of Ochlerotatus camptorhynchus, 3583 nucleotides long. RefSeq lists its product as uncharacterized. Gene Ontology annotation, biological process: proteolysis. Gene Ontology annotation, molecular function: zinc ion binding; metallocarboxypeptidase activity. The record is from RefSeq and is a predicted model, not a curated record. The coding region runs from base 56 to 3583 and encodes 1175 amino acids. NCBI's taxonomy places the organism in Eukaryota, Metazoa, Arthropoda, Insecta, Diptera, Culicidae. The transcript has 3 exons.